ACUUGUAACAAGAUGCAUUCCGUGCGCGCUCCCGUUAGUGUGUACACACACUAGCUGCCGUAGAAAUGGGUGAAAAGUGACUGUUCCCUCUUUUUCAGAGUUAUAUUCAUUGCAGCAUUGACGAGCCCGCUUUAUAUGCAGGUGGGCGGUGGCGACAUUUCAAUUUUUGUAUUUGUGCGUAUUCGUCGUUUGCUGGCAAAAACGGCAGCUAGCUAGUAGCUACCCCGCGUAGGAGGCGCCUGCCUGCCUGCGGCUCGUUUCCGCUAACAUCAGCAGCAGGCCGUUUUGUAAUCGAAGUCAUAAAUGCUGCUCGGCUGAGAACUAAUCCACAGCGGCGGCGUUCUUUGUCCUAAAUUUUGGGAUACUUUUAGGGGCCAAAAAACAUCAAGAUCAAAGCGAGGUGAGAUAGUUCACGGCGGGGGAAGGAACGAGCGACAGCUGGACUGUCAGCAAUGGAAGCCGAGUUUCGGGAAAUCGAUGACAACAGGAUUUGGAGCGCCAUUUACCAGGAGAUUCGUCAGCAGUCGUGUGAACUGCCCUGCAAGUUGGCCAAACUACCAGAAAACAAGAGUCGCAACCGCUAUCGGGAUGUUAGCCCAUUUGACCACAGUAGAAUAUGCCUGCAACAGAGUGCCAAUGACUACAUUAAUGCCAGCCUAAUAACAAUUGAAGAGGCGCAGAGGAACUAUAUCCUUACUCAGGGACCUUUACCCAACACAUGUGGCCACUUCUGGGAGAUGGUGUGGGAGCAGCAGAGUUACGGUGUGGUGAUGCUGAACAGAGUGAUUGAGAAAGGAUCUGUCAAGUGUGCACAGUAUUGGCCACACAGAGAAGAGAGGGAUGCUGUCUUUGAGGAUACCAACUUCAAGCUCACCUUUGUUUCCGAAGACAUCAAAUCCUAUUACACGGUCCGUCAUCUCGAGCUGGAAAAUCUUUCUACACUAGAGACACGUGAAAUUUUACAUUUUCACUACACCACCUGGCCUGACUUUGGUGUCCCAGAGUCUCCAGCUUCCUUCCUUAAUUUCUUGUUCAAAGUGCGGGAGUCGGGUUGUAUGAAUUCCAACCAGGGGCCAGUGGUGGUGCACUGCAGUGCUGGCAUCGGACGCUCUGGAACCUUUUGCCUGGUGGACACCUGCCUUUUACUGAUGUCUAUCCGCAAGGACCCGUCGUCAGUGCGUAUCCGUGAUGUUCUACUGGAGAUGCGACGUCAUCGCAUGGGUUUGAUUCAGACUGCAGAUCAACUUCGCUUCUCCUACCUUGCAGUUAUUGAAGGUGCUAAAUACCUUCAGGGAGAUUUGUCAUUGCAGGAAUCAUGGAGGGAGUUCUCGAAUGGGGAAGAUGAUCCCCCUGAAUUCACCCCUCCGCCUCCCCUCCCCCCUCCAAGAGACCCUCUAAAUGGCAAAGUUGAGCCAAUGUGUUUUCCCAAGAAUGACGAGAUUGUCCAGCCAGUUGAAAUCCACAGUCUGGGGUCCUCUCAAGACUCACAGCUGCGAAGAAGAACCGUGGUUGCCCCCCAGCCGCCUCCUGAUGACAGCACUCAGCCCGAUGAUCACGUGGGAGUCCAAGGUCUGACUUCCAAAUCUGAAACCAAAGCCCAGCUACAGCACGACACGGAGCAGCGUCAAGUGGCGGACGCCAUUCAGCAGUUAGUGGAAACCUCUGCGGAGCCUGACAAUUGGUCUCCCUUCCUCCCCAAUGUGUGCCUGUGCACGGCGCUGGUGCUCAGCGCUUACGUCUGCUAUCGAGUCUUUUACCACUGAUGUCUGCUCUCCUUCCCCUCCUUCUUUCCCUCCACUAACUAUCCGGGCCAAAUGUUGUUUUAGUCUUGAAAGCUCAGGGCCUUUUCAAGGUAUCACGUCCCCGAGUCGUACGUCAACUUAAACAAACAAAGCAUCGCUUUUCCUACAAAGUGUUUUAGAAAUCGCGAGAUAAGAGGCUAUAUUUAUGGGACCAUGCACAUAUUUCUUACAGCAUGGUGCUUGUGAAUAUGCAGAGUGAGUUUGAAAGCUUCUCGAUCAUAAUAAAAUGAAAUGAAAAAAAUUAUGCCAAUACAGAUGAUAACAGACAGGUGUCUUCUCCCACCAUUUAUACAGCUACAAUGCAGUGAAAAGGUAUUGGCACCCUUCUCAACUUCUUAUGUUUUUGCGUAUUUUCCCCACCUUAAUGUUUAAGAUCAUCAAACAAAUGUAAAUAUGAGAUCAAUUUAACCCAAGUGAACUUAAAAUGUUGUUUUUAAAUGGUGAUUUAAUUUAUUAUGGGAAAAAGAUUGCAAUUCUUUAGUAGUUGUCCUGAGUUCCAUUGAGGCCUGUUCGCUGGAAUCCUAAAGCUUUAGAAAUGGCUUUGUAACACUUUCCAGACUGAUAUAUGUCAAUUACUUAAUUUCCCGACUGUUCUGGAAUUUCUUUGGAUCAUGUUAUUUUGCUGCAGCUUUUUUUUAGAUCUUUUGUCUGACUUGAUUUUGUCAGGACAGAUUCAGUGAUUUCUUGACUGAACAGGUCUGGAGGUAAUCAGGCUCAGGUGUGAUCGGUGAAAAUGAACCGAAAAUUGUGAUUAGCCACGAUUCAUUCAUGAUUUAACAAGGGGGGGUAAUUACAGGGCUAGGUAACUUUGAAUAGUUAUUUUUCCUAAAUAAAUGAAAUUACCAUUUAAAAACAGCAUUUUAAGUUCACUUGGGUAAUACUUGUCUGAUAUUUACUUUUGUUUGAUGAUAUUAAACAAAGUGGAGAAACUGCAUAAAUACAAGAAUUUGAGAAGGGGGCCAAUACUUUUUCACGGCACUGUAUUUCUCUCUCUCUCUCUCUCUCUCUAUACAUAUGUACAUAUAUGUAUCUUGGAACAACAAAUAAUGCAAUAUUUGAGCGACAAAAUUCAUACAGCAACUAUUGUAGAAAAUAAUGAUCUUUUCAUGACUGAGUAAUAACUCUCCACUGACCACUCCACUUUGUGAUGCGGAGAGAUGCUUCAAACUAGGGCUGCAGCUCGGAGUUAUUUUAAUAAUAGAUUAAUCUGUAAAAAAAAAAAAAUUCGAUUAAUCGGAUUAAAAAAAAAAAAAAAAACAUUUUUGAAAUUUCCAUCACUUUACUCAAAAAUAGGAAAUUAUUUCAAAUUGAUAGUGUAGAAAAUGUACGAACAAACUGAUUGGUUUUCUGUUACUGGUUUUGUCCGUAACAUCAGAAAACGGACAAAAUGUUGAUCAUUUUCCAAAUUUAAAACCAAAGGUUUGAUUUUGAUUUAACACAAAGAUAAUCAGUCUUUGGAUAUGGAUUUGGACAAUUUUAAGUUAAAAAAAGGUCUCUAAAUAAUUAAUCGAUUAUGAAAAUAGGUCUUGAUUAAUUUGGUAAUCGAUUAGUCGUUGAUUAAUCUUAAUUGUUACACCUGUACUUCAAACCUCACGCUGCACGUGCUGUUGUACUAAAAGUAGCCUGCUGGGCAAUACAUUAGGGUCCUAUAAAUAUAGCCACACUAAUCUACAAAUGAUGAGAAGAAGCUAUAACUAUAAGACGGAAAUUAAAAUGAUGAGGAAAUAAAAAUAGUGUUUGACAAAGGUUAACACUUAUGGGUGAGUAAAGGGUAUCAGCUCUUGAUUUGGUCAAUGGCUUGACAGAGUUGGCUGUUGUCUGAGGUUAACUGGGUUUGGAUGUCAUCUGCAUAGCAAUUAUAUACAGCCAUGGCUGUUUAAAUUACGUAGAGAUUUUCUCUUGCCUCACCUUAUGUAUGAAGGAGUAUUUAUCAGGCGACACUGGAAAAAAAAACUACCGUAUUUUCACGACCAAAAGGCGCACUGAAAAGUCUUAAAUUUUCUCCAAAAUGGACGUGGCGCCUUAUAAUGCGGCGCGCCUUAUGUGUGACUUUGAUGAGCGCUCCGCUUGACUGACUGGGAGCAUUUCCUGCCGACGCGCUGCUUAUAUAGAGGAAAGGCGGACGUGACUGAGGAUGUGGAUGGGAAGGGUGCGCGUGAAGGAGGAUGAUAAAGGCACGCCCCCAGUAGGUAUAUAGUGUCGGGGUGUGCAUUGUGCAAAACAACAUCGGUUUGGCUAAGGACCCCCGAAAAUGGCACCUACAAAGAGACACGCUUAUGAAGCACAGUUAAAACUGCAAGCUGUCAGUUACGCGGAGGAACAUGGGAAUCGAGCAGCCGUGAGAGAAUUCAAGAUCAACAAAUCCAUGGUUCGCAAUUGGAGGAAGCAGGAAAACGAGCUUCGCCAAGUCAAGAAGACGAAGCUGAGUUUCCGCGGAAACAAGGUGAGGUGGCCCGAGUUGGUCUUCCAACUCGGGCAAUGGAUUAAUGAUCAGAGAACAGCCGGGAGAAGCGUCUCUACAGUCACCAUUCGACUGAGGGCAAUAACGCUUGCAGAAGAAAUGAAAAUCUAACAUUUUCAAGGAGGUCCGUCUUGGUGCUUUCGUUUUAUGAAACGGCGUCGUCUAUCCAUCAGGGCAAGGAGCACCGUGGCGCAGCAACUUCCGGCGGAUUACAAGGAAAAGCUGGCCAUCUUUUGCUCCUACUGCAGUAAAAAGAUUGCUGACAAACACAUCCAGCCCAGCCACAUCACCAACAUGGACGAGGUGCCGCUCACUUUCGACAUCCCGGUGAACCACACUGUAGAGAAGAAGGGGACCACCACGGUAGCGAUACGCACAACGGGGGACGAGAAGUCGGCUUUUACUGUUGUGCCUGGUUGCCAUGGUAAUGGACAUAAACUGCCACCUAUGGUGAUUUUUAAGAGGAAGAUGCUGCCUAAAGAAAAGUUUCCAGCCGAAGUCCUCGUUAAGGGCUGGGUGGACGAGAAGAAAAUGAGAGAGUGGCUGAGUGAGGUGUACGUAAAGACACCGGAUGUUUUUUUCCACAAGUCACCGUCCCUGUUGAUCUGUGACUCCAUGCGAGCCCAUCUCACAGCUGCUGUGAAAAACCAAGUGCAACUAAGACUGGGAGGCAACACCGGGCAAGUUACACCACCAUAUUUAAAUGGAUUGUGGAUGCCUGGGCUAAGGUAUCUGCUUUGACUGUUGUCCGAGCUUUCGUGAAAGCCGGCAUCAUUGCUGAACUGCCCCCCGGCAACGAGAAUGACUCUGACAAUGUUUGUGGAUGAGGAUUGAUCAAAUAAUAACGUGAGUACAUCGUUAAAUACUUCAAUAAAGUACAACCGAAUUCAGUUUUGCUCCCGCUGCCUCUUUAAACACAUUGUUUUAGCGUGCAUGCAUGCUACUGUAUGUUUUAAGCUCGCAUAUGUUUUACUAUGCCUGCGCCCAAUAAUACUGUGCGCCUUAUGUAUGUGUUAAAUACAGAAAUAGACCCCGUAAUUGAGACUGCGCCUUUUAAUACGGUGCGCCCUGUGGUCGUGAAAAUACGGUACAUGAAUAAAGUCGUUUUGGAAAAAUAUGACUUUAUUCUCUCUUCCUUUUAGUGUGGCCCUAAUACAGUACUCUUUUGUACUCAUGAUCAAAACAACUGAGUCCACUGCAACGUCUCAGUGGCAACAUCCUCCUUUUGAGGUGACAUUGGAAGAGACCUCUGAGGAUCUUGAAGGCAGAAACGUGCUUUAUAAAUGCAGCCCAUUUACCACAUGGUCAAAACAGCUACAAUAGGUCCCAUCACAAGUCUUGUCCUUAUUUCGUUUUUUUUUUAAUUUUUUUUUUUAACAUCAUUUUUCUUCAUCUGCAUAAACUGCGCGAUCAAAAUCAAGUGACACAUGCUUGAAAAUAAGCCAGACAGGACAUAGUUGCGGCCGUACGAUGGAGUGAGUGAACGUGGGAAGGAACCGCCACUGUGCCCACUAGAUAAGAGCUCAAUUCUGGGGUAACUUAUCUGUCCUCUCCCCAUUAGUGGCCCAUGACUGGCUGUUGCAAUGUGCAGGUACAUCUCAAUAAAUUAGAAUGUAGUAGAAAAGCCAAUGUAUUUCAGUACUCAUACAUUUAUAUAGAUUCAUUAAACACUUUGGAAAGUACUUUUUAGAGGGCAAAUUCCUGCCUAAUUUCUACAUUAAAAAUCAUUUUCAUGGUUUCUUGAUUGUUUGUUACGCAAUAUUCAAGUUUCAAGAGAUAGUGACUUUUGGGUUUUUGUUUGCUGUAAUCUAUUAUCAUCAAAAUUAUACAUAUAUUUUUAAAAAUGAAAUAUUUCACCCUGUGUGUAGUGCAUCUCUGAGUUUCACUUUUUGAAUUGAACAAUCUAACUAAAUUAAGGUUUUGACACUAUUUAUUGAGAUGGACCUGUAUGUGCAAGUGUGUAGUUAUUGAGCCUCCUACUAAUGCUUGAGUGACAUCAUCUUAAGAAAUAUUAAUAUACCAUUUAAAGACCAUGUAAAGUGAAUUCCAAGAUUUGUUUCUAAAUUAUACAUUUGAAGAUAAUGGCUGAAAACGUGCAGACUUGUGCUAAUUGUGAGAGAAAAAAAACCUCAACAAAUAACUAGUCACCUCGAUUCAACCUUUGCGGAUUACCAUGACGUCUUCCAGUCUACACAGGAAAAACAAUUUUCGCUGCAAUUGUUAUUGUAUCAGUAAGUAAAAAAAAGACUCAGGCUAUUAUGCUAUUAGGAUAUUUGCACAGAAACUAUUUACAACUAAAAUAGUAAAAACAAAUUUCAUUACGGUGAAUAAAGAUAAGCAACAAAUUUUUCCUCCAGUUUCUGCUCCUCGUCAAUGUCCUAUUAAUGAUGUUUAAAAAUGUCAUCUUAAACUGAAAUGUUUUAGGUCAGAAUGUGGAGUUCAACACAAUGCGGUGCGGAUUUAUUAUAGUGGAUUGCAUAGUCGAGGCCCAUCCCAAAAUUUUCUUUAUCACUCUUAACAGAAAGCUGUGAUGUAGAACUCUUUGUAAACAAUAUAUAAUUGUUUGGUAGAUUGUUUUUACCAGGUUUAAUAAAUUAAAGGUCAAGAAAGUGGCCCUUGAAUCCUUGGAUUUUUCUGUAUUCGGCCCUCAGAAGAAAAUGUUUGCUCGAUGAAGUAGCAUCGAUUUUUCCGUGUCAUAUCAGUGGUACUGGUGUUUGAUUGAGAGUUGAGCGGGGCAUGUUUUCAGCGCAUUCAGCGGACCCCGCCAGUGCUUGAGUAGAGACAACAGCAUAAUUCUUCCCAUUAAAUCCUCGUUUUAUAUACUUGGCCAAUUUUGUAACCAUAAAAACAUUUCAGGGUUGCUAGCAACAUUUGUCUGUUGUGUGUCAAAUUUGUGACAUUUUCACUUUACAGGGACUUUAAAGGAAAACUAAUGUGAACCAUGGUUCUUUAUUCCUGCUGCAUAUUCUCUCAACAAUGCAAAUAUUUCUAUUGGAGGGCAAAGUAUUAGUUUUAUAGUGUAACGUUUGUCAAGUAAUUGGCUGGCGACCAGUCCAGGAUAUACCUCGCCUCUCGCUCAAAGUGAGCUGGGAUAAACUCCAGCUCACCUGUGACCCUAAUGAGGACAAGAGCUAUAAAAAAUAAAUACAUUUGGGGAAAAAAUGGAUGUAUGAGUGUGGCUGGAGUGAAGUCGCUGUCACAGUGGGUGCAGAGAACAAGUAAACAGAGCCAACUAUUUGCCAGCAAUACAAACACAUCCUAUUCUGUCGCCUUAUCCUUUUGAACAGGGAACCAGGGAUUAAGAACAACACCAGCACAGGGAGAGAAAAAAUACACUGUAGUAGUAGUAAGACUGCAUCGCCCUGAGCUGGAAAAGUUGUCUUGAAUGAUUAUGUUGACUUUUAGCAUGCUGCUUUUGUGAAUCAACUGGUGUGUUCUAAAGUGACAUUAGUAAUGCUGCUAGCAUUCAACAAAAUGAGUCAGACAAAUCUAUACCCUUUUUAGAAUGUAUACUUGUCCUAUUAAUGGAUAAACUCUUACUAUAUAUAUAUAUAUAUAUAUAUAUAUAUAUAUUUCAAAUCAGGUUUUAUUGUGCUGACUUUGUUUUGGUUGUGCUUGAUCAAGGGAUUCAACCUCAGCACCUCAAGUUCUCCAGUUUUCUAUGAUGAGCUUAAAAUGUGUAUUUUUUUAUUUACAUUUGUUUGCCUUUUCAAAUAAAGAAAUAUACUACAGAA
Phycodurus eques (leafy seadragon) is the source of this 7997-nucleotide messenger RNA. RefSeq names its product protein tyrosine phosphatase non-receptor type 1 (gene ptpn1). Gene Ontology annotation, biological process: protein dephosphorylation. The record is from RefSeq and is a predicted model, not a curated record. The coding region runs from base 453 to 1763 and encodes 436 amino acids. The transcript is spliced from 9 exons. Gene Ontology annotation, molecular function: protein tyrosine phosphatase activity. NCBI's taxonomy places the organism in Eukaryota, Metazoa, Chordata, Actinopteri, Syngnathiformes, Syngnathidae.